AUGGCGGAACCCCAGCAUGAUUCUUCGCCUGAUUCCGACGAAGUAGCUGAAAGGUUCAUGGAGUGGGUAGAGUUGCAGAAACAAGUACUUGCUCCAUACUCCUCCCAACCGGUGCCAGAGCCGGCGUGUGUCGAACGUCCCCGAUCAUACGUACAUCGUGAUCGUGAGGAGGCCCAUGUACGUCUUAUGCAAGACCACUUCAACGACAAUCUGACAUACAGUCAUACUUUUUUUCGGCGUCGUUUUCGAAUGCAAAAUGAGCUGUUCUUGCGCUUCAUCGAUGCUGUUCAAGGUGAAGAUAUUUUCUUCCAUAUGAACACUGAUGCACUCGAUCGAGACUCUUUCUCUCCUUUGCAGAAAUGCACAUCGGCUAUCCGUCAAUUAGCCACCGGGGUUAGUGCGGAUGUAUUCGACGAGUAUCUCAAAGUCGCCGACUUCACCGGGCGUGUAUGCCUCAAGAAGUUCUGCAGGGCAGUCAUCCGGGCUUUCGGAGCCUAUUACCUGUCGGCCAACGCCUCCUUCAUAUGCACGAGGCGCGACACGGUUUUUCCGGGAUGCUCGGGAGCUUAG
Molecule: messenger RNA, 570 nt
Organism: Salvia miltiorrhiza (redroot sage)
Lineage: Eukaryota; Viridiplantae; Streptophyta; Magnoliopsida; Lamiales; Lamiaceae
Exons: 1
Coding region: 1-570 (189 amino acids)
Source: RefSeq, a predicted model, not a curated record